Messenger RNA from Racocetra persica, 157 nucleotides. Lineage: Eukaryota; Fungi; Glomeromycota; Glomeromycetes; Diversisporales; Gigasporaceae. The record is from the annotation of a GenBank genome assembly.
GGAGUUUCAUCUUGAAGAGACUAUAAGAGAAAAUUUGGAAAGAAAUCAGAAUUAUACGAAUUUAAUUAUUGAGAGAAAUCAUUUAAGAGCGAGGGUAGAAAAUUUAGAAGAAAUGAUAAGAUUUGAAUCGCAGCAUGGAAGGGUAUUGGGAAGAAAG